This is a messenger RNA of Aspergillus bombycis, 1908 nucleotides long. RefSeq names its product ATP-dependent RNA helicase SUV3. The record is from RefSeq and is a predicted model, not a curated record. Gene Ontology annotation, molecular function: ATP binding; hydrolase activity, acting on acid anhydrides; RNA helicase activity. Gene Ontology annotation, biological process: RNA catabolic process; mitochondrial RNA 3'-end processing. The transcript is spliced from 2 exons. Bases 1 to 1908 code for a protein of 635 amino acids. Gene Ontology annotation, cellular component: mitochondrial degradosome. Lineage: Eukaryota; Fungi; Ascomycota; Eurotiomycetes; Eurotiales; Aspergillaceae.
AUGAACGCAUGCAAGUUGGAGGACCGAGCAACUAGUGGUGGCUUCGGCAUUCUACGGCAAGUGAAGACCACGCUACAAAGGAAGUACAUUCAAUCUGGCGUUCGAGGCCUAAAGAAUGAGUUGGAGUAUCUCCUAUACGCUGAGGAUGUCACUUCGAAAUACUCGACGCCCAACCUAGAACAGCAGAAGAAAGUGGCAGAUAUGCGUUUUCCAGCAGAGUGGUAUCCACAAGCGCGAUCUAUACAGCGGACAAUACAUCUGCACGUUGGGCCAACAAACUCGGGGAAAACAUAUCAGGCACUAAAAAAGCUCGAGGCUAGUAAAAGUGGCUUCUAUGCUGGGCCACUAAGACUACUUGCGCAGGAGGUAUACCAUCGAUUUCAGGCCAACGGAACCACAUGCAGUCUUGUCACUGGCGAUGACGUCAAAAUCCCAGAGGGCCAAGCCCCGACUAUUGUGAGCAAUACAGUUGAAAUGGUUAAUCUAGGGCAACCGUAUGAUGUAGGGGUCAUUGAUGAAAUUCAAAUGAUUGGGGACUCCAAACGCGGAUGGGCCUGGACUCGUGCUGUACUUGGCGCGCGUGCUAAGGAGCUUCAUCUCUGUGGUGAGCCAAGGGUUGUACCUCUGAUACGAGAGCUGGCAGCUCUUACGGGAGAUAAGCUCGAAAUCCACCGAUAUGAGCGACUGAAUCCUCUAAAGGUUAUGGACCGAAGUCUGAGGGGCGACUUAAAGAACCUGCAAAAAGGAGAUUGCCUGGUUGCCUUUUCUCGUGUCGGAAUUCACGCGCUUAAAGCAGAUAUUGAAAAGGUCACAGGGAAACGAGCGGCAAUUGUGUAUGGAAGCUUACCAGCUGAAAUUCGGACUCAGCAAGCCAGUCUUUUCAAUGAUCCAAAUAACGAAUACGAUUAUCUAGUCGCUAGUGAUGCUAUUGGUAUGGGUCUAAAUUUGAGUUGCAAACGUAUCAUUUUCGAAACUCUCGUGAAGAGGGUACCAGGUGGUCUUGUGAGGCUUUCCGUACCUGAAAUCAAACAGAUCGCAGGACGCGCUGGUCGUUACCGGUCGGCCGCUCAACAACAGAAAAAAAGAAAACCUGCCGAAAAUGAUGAGACAAAUGUCGGUUAUGUAACAUCCCUGGAAGAGGUGGAUCUUCCCUACAUUCACCAGGCCAUGGGAAUCGAGCCCCCUCCAAUCACUGCGGCUGGUGUGUUCCCUCCGGAGCCUAUUUUCCAGAGGUUUGCUGCAUACUUCCCUCAGAGCGUUCCGCUGGAAUAUAUCAUUAAACGUCUUAUUGAUGUUUCUCAAGUCCAUCCUUUGUUCUUCAUGUGCGACCCCCGGGGUCAGUUGGAUAACGCUGAGGUUAUAGAUACUGUGAGCGGCUUGCGAUUUGAAGACCAAAUGACCUUUAUGGCUGCGCCCAUGCAUACCCGGGACAUCUCUUCGCGCGAUGUUGCCUGUGCAUUUGCGCAAUGUGUUGCCGAGCACACAGGUGGUCGCUUGCUAGACAUACCAGACUUGAAUUUGGAGAUUCUAGAAGAGCCUGUGUCUGGAAACAAGGAGUAUUUGCACGACUUGGAGAUAUUGCACAAGUCUGUGAUCUUGUACUCGUGGCUCAGUUUUCGAUUCGGUGGAGUCUUCACAGACCGAACUCUUGCCGCCCACGUGAAGGAGCUAGUCGAGGAGAGGAUGGUUAGGGCACUGACUGAGUUCUCUGCUAAUAAGAAGCUGAGAAAGGACGCAUCGCUUCGCCGCCAGAUCGCUUUGCAGAAGCAGAUCCAGGACCAUAAACGGUUACUUGCUGAAGCAGAUCUUGAUGCUCUCGACGAAGAGAGUGAGGAAACGGUUCCAAUUGAUCUCUCAGCUGACAACGACUCUCUAGAAAGGGUCAGUCCGGAGGCACAGGCUGCGUAA